This is a messenger RNA of Trichoderma virens Gv29-8, 1707 nucleotides long. RefSeq lists its product as uncharacterized. The record is from RefSeq and is a predicted model, not a curated record. Gene Ontology annotation, cellular component: membrane. Gene Ontology annotation, molecular function: carbohydrate:proton symporter activity. Gene Ontology annotation, biological process: transmembrane transport; carbohydrate transport. Bases 1 to 1707 code for a protein of 568 amino acids. Lineage: Eukaryota; Fungi; Ascomycota; Sordariomycetes; Hypocreales; Hypocreaceae. The transcript has 6 exons.
AUGGGUGCAUCAAAAGAGGGGAUCGCUGACCAGAGUGGUCACAACCCAGCUCUGGACGAUGAAGAGAUAGGGGGACAACAUGGGACCAAACUCGUCGCGAAUGCGGCGCUUAGUCAAGCGACGGCUCUUCAGAAUCCCAGCUUAUUUACUAAAAAUAUGUUCUUGCUCUACGGCUGUCUGCUUGUAGCAACGCUCAACUCAUGCAUCAACGGCUACGAUGGUUCUCUAAUGGGGGCUAUCAAUUCAUACCCCCAGUAUCGAACUUAUUUUGGCUUCCCAGUCGAUAAAGGGACUCCGUCUACUGGUAUCGUAUAUGCUAUCUAUACUAUUGGGAACAUUGUUGGGUCUUUCGCUGCAGGGCCUGCCAGCGACUUCAGGGGUCGGCGAUAUGGAAUGUUCAUUGGAGCCUUGGUUAUAGUCAUCGGAACUUGUGUCCAAGCUUCGUCUCAUGACUUGGCAGCUUUCAUGAUUGGACGGUUCAUCCUUGGCUUUGGGGUCGCUAUCUCGACCACUGCUGGCCCAGCUUAUGUGUCCGAAAUGGCGCACCCGUCCUACCGUGGUCUCAUGACUGGGCUAUACAACACCUUCUGGUACAUUGGCGGUGUUCCGGGGACCUUUGUUCCCUAUGGAACAUCAACCAUCUCCGGCGCAAGUGCUUGGAGGAUACCAAUCUGGCUUCAAAUGUCAUUCUCGGGCAUUGUACUUGUCUUCUCACUCUUUCUACCAGAGACCCCUCGCUGGCUCAUGGCCCAUGACAAGACCGAAGAAGCACUUGAUAUAAUGGCUAGAUAUCACGGCGAAGGUGAUCGCCAGUCACCCAUUGUCCAAUUAGAAUACCAAGAAAUGAGACAUGAAAUGCUGAUUCAUCUGACAGUGGACAUCUCUACCACGGGUUCAGACAAGAGAUGGUGGGAUUACCGUGAGCUCUUUAAUUCGCGAGAUGUACGAUAUCGGACCAUGCUGGUGUUUGCCAUGGCAUUCUUUGGACAGUGGUCAGGCAACGGCCCUGUUUCUUACUAUUAUCCUCAAAUGCUGCAGGGUGCUGGAAUUACGGACAAUAACACCCGGCUUCUCUACAACGGUUGCCAGAACGUCGUCUCCUUCGGGGGUGCCGUUUUUGGCGCUGUCUUUACGGACGCAUGGGGGCGUCGUCCGCAACUGCUAGUCAGUACUGGCAUUAUUGUGGCUAUAUUUUGCAUCGUCACAGCAAUCAACGCUACAAAUGUCUAUGCUGGCCCGGACGGUACACUCCUCGCCAAGUCGUCCUCGGCUUCCAAAGCCGAGAUUGCAUUGAUAUUCAUCUUCGGCUUCGUGAUAUCUGCCGGCUAUACGCCUCUGCAAGCCCUGUAUCCCGUCGAAAUCCUGCGUUACGAAUCGCGAGCCAAGGGGAUGGGCUUUUAUAACUUUUGGGUCAACAUCGCCUCUUUCUACAACACUUUCGUCACUGGUAUUGCCUUCACAGACGCAGGAUGGAAAUAUUAUUUUCUAUUUAUCUUCUGGGAUAUUUUCGAGUUCGUGUUCAUUUACUUUUUUUUCGUCGAAACUAAGAACAGAACUUUGGAGGAGCUCACGGAGAUUUUUGCGGCAAAAAAACCGGUCAAGUUCUCGUUGCAGAAGACCGAGGUUGAAGUGAUAUCGGAUGAGAAAGGGCGCGUUGUUCACGAAGUCGUCGAACAUCCUCCUUCAGAGGCUUUGGAGACUAUUUGA